AUGUGCACCCCUCUUUACCCCUCUCGUCCUCCCUCAACCGCUCGUCACCCGUUUGAACCUCUGCAGUGUCAAUUCAAGCAGGGCAACCCCGACGGGCCCAUAGAGCAGCGCUGCUACGUGUGCAACGAAGUGGGUCACAUCGCCCGCGACUGCCCCGCCAAAACACCCCUCGGCGCCCCCAUCGGAGCCAUAGGCUCGGGCCGAGCCGGGCCCGGGCCGGGAUUUCCGCCGGGGAUUGCGGCGUUUGGGGCGCCGAUAGGGACGGGGUUUCCGCCGCAGGUGGUGCGGCCGGUGGGAGACGGGUGCUAUGAGUGCGGCGAGCCGGGGCACUUCGCCCGAGAGUGCCCUUCCCGGUCGCGGCGCUUUGCGGAACGGGCAGCGGCGGCGGCGGGGGCAGCGGGGAUUGCAGUGGCGGGGACGGGGGCAGAGGGGCGGCGCAUAGCUUCCAAGGCAAGUGGGAGGGCGGCAGAGGAGGCGCUUAAUAAUGAGCUGGAGACGUACAUGAAGGUACACUCGGUCUAG
This is a messenger RNA of Closterium sp. Naga37s-1, 522 nucleotides long. NCBI's taxonomy places the organism in Eukaryota, Viridiplantae, Streptophyta, Zygnematophyceae, Desmidiales, Closteriaceae. The record is from the annotation of a GenBank genome assembly.